AUGCCGGCCGCUACGCACGCAGCCGUCAGCUCCAAGAAACGAAAGAGCGCUAAGGAUGGUUCCUCUUCGUCCAAGCGCCGAGCAGUCGCAACCGAUUCGAACGAAGAUGCGACAAUGUCGAAGAUUACCGAGCUAGAAAUCCAAAUCUCCGAGUCGCGAAAGCAUUACAACAAUAUCGUGACUUUGCUGUCGAUGUUGGAUGUCGGAGAAAAUGCGCAGAACCCGAACUUGCCCGUGGCAGUCUCUCUCUGCCGAGUCUUCAGCAGAUUGAUCGCGGCCGGAAAUUUCACAGAGUCGAGUCGGGCGGAUGACAACGAGAAACUUAUUGUGGCGUGGUUGAAGGAACGAUUCCAGGAAUACCAGAAGGCGUUGGUGACUGUUAUGCGUGAGGGUGACGCUUCUGCUCAGGUUACGGCAUUGACUCUAAGCAUGAGACUUGUCGGCGAGCAAGUGACACAUAUCCCCAGUGCAGAUAGCUAUGUUUGGUCCUCGGGUCUGUUCAAGAACGUUUUCGAGGCCGUCAUCGAGGCGCCGGAGGGCCAAGCGCUGCAGGCGGAGUUCAUCGAAAAGUUCGUCAAGGUCUACGAGGACGUGAGAUUCCAUACAUUCACACGAAUUUCCGAAUACGCCUCGACAAAGCGGACAACCCAAACCCUCGAAACCCUCAUCACUAUCCUCUCAGCCAACGACACAAUCCCCACCCCCUCCCACGAAUUCUCAACCUUCUACACAAAAACCAGCGCCUCCAACAAAAAACUCACCUCCGUCAACUCCCACAAAAAGCGUGCCCAAGACGCCUGGCUCGCAGUCCUAUCCAACAACCUCUCCCAGUCCCAGCGCAAAUCCCUCCUCCGCAUGAUGGUCCACCACAUCGAGCCCUGGUUCACCCGCCCGGAACUCCUCAUGGACUUCCUCACAGAUUCGUACGAUAUCGGCGGCGCAACUUCCCUCCUCGCCCUCUCGGGCCUGUUCUACCUCAUCCGCGAAAAGAAUCUCGAUUACCCGCAGUUCUACACCAAGUUAUACUCGCUUCUUGAUGCGGAUCUGCUGCAUUCGAAACACAGGUCGCGGUUCUUCCGGUUGAUGAAUACAUUUCUUAAUUCUUCGCAUCUUCCCGUCUCCUUGGUCGCUAGUUUCAUUAAGCGUCUCGCGCGUCUCGCGCUGAACGCCCCGCCACCCGCUAUCGUCGCUAUCAUCCCCUGGAUGUACAAUCUCUUCAAAAACCACCCCACCACAACAUUCAUGAUGCACCGCGCCAACCACGACGCAGAGUUUAAGGCCGAGCUCGACGCAGAAGGCAUGGAUGACCCCUUCGACCCCGACGAGCCGGACCCGACCCGCACAGACGCUGUCGAGAGUAGUGUCUGGGAAAUUGUCACGCUGCAGACUCACUACCAUCCCAACGUUGCUGCUAUUGCACGGAUCAUCUCGGAGCAGUUUACGAAGCAGGCGUAUAAUUUGGAGGAUUUCCUGGAUUAUACGUAUCAGGGGAUGUUGCAGGGAGAGUUGGGGACUGAAGAUCGGCCGUUUAAAAGGGUACCGGUUGUGGAGUAUCAUAUUCCCAAGCGGAUUUUUACCGAUCGAGGGCUUGAGGAGGAUGGUGGUAUUGAUACGGCGCCAGGGAGUCUAAUGCGGAACCUCUGGGAUUUUACAUAA
Aspergillus chevalieri is the source of this 1656-nucleotide messenger RNA. It is a transcript of the gene noc4, whose product is annotated as ribosome biosynthesis protein NOC4. The coding region runs from base 1 to 1656 and encodes 551 amino acids. Lineage: Eukaryota; Fungi; Ascomycota; Eurotiomycetes; Eurotiales; Aspergillaceae. Gene Ontology annotation, biological process: ribosome biogenesis. The transcript is spliced from 3 exons. Gene Ontology annotation, cellular component: Noc4p-Nop14p complex; small-subunit processome; nucleolus. The record is from RefSeq and is a predicted model, not a curated record.